Megalobrama amblycephala (Wuchang bream) is the source of this 2400-nucleotide messenger RNA. RefSeq lists its product as uncharacterized. Bases 110 to 733 code for a protein of 207 amino acids. The record is from RefSeq and is a predicted model, not a curated record. NCBI's taxonomy places the organism in Eukaryota, Metazoa, Chordata, Actinopteri, Cypriniformes, Xenocyprididae. The transcript is spliced from 4 exons.
UUGAUUAUUUUUAACCAAAAAAAGUCACGGAUUGCAGCUUUAAACAAUAUUAGUUUUUUUAACCUCAUCAUAUCUGAAAUAGACUGCAGACUGUCAUGCAUUAAACCAGAUGAUUAUUUGUGCUUCAGUCACAUCAGAGUCACCUAAACCAACCACAACAGCUUCAGAUCACAGCAGGAAACCAGCGACAGCAGAUACUGCAUCUAACAGACCCGUCACAUCUGUAUAUCCUUCAUCAUCAUCAACAUCAUCUUCAUCAUCAUCAUCUUCAGCGUUAUUGAUGCUCUCAUCGUCUAAUAAUGCAGCGUCAUCAAAACCAGAACCAGGUUUUGCCAUGAUGGUCAUGUUGAUGGUCGUAGGGAUCCUGACAGGGUUUGGAUUCUCACUGUUCAUGUACUUCAGAUGGAGACAAAAGAAAGAAGGAAAUCAGCCCAGAGAUGUUGUUCAAGGCCCGACUGAGCAUCUGCCCAACAGAGAUAAUGAACCAAACAGAGACGUCUCUCAUACUGUCUCUGAUUAUGAAAACAUCAGUGACACUCUUGAUCAUCUUGUCUACAGUUCAGUCCUUCCUGUAUUUGAUGAACACGACGCCUCUGUUUAUACUUUAGCACAAUUACCCAGCAGCCCCUCUGACAAUCUCACCUACUCAUCCAUCAUAUUUUCAGCUACACAUCACUCAGACAGGACUUCUGACGGGCAGGAAACAUGUGACUACGCCACUGUUAGACCAUAAAGACUAAAGGUUGAUUAAACUAGACGUCUUGGCACACUAUGAAAAAACGUCCACUGAGGAGCCAGAAUGAAAGUUUCUGCACGUCUGAUAUAGACAACAAAAAAGAUGUCUUAAAAAACUUUCAAUCCAGCUCCUCAGUGGAUGUCUUUUCAAAAAAUGUCAGUAGUAAUGAAAAGAUUUAUCUUAAACUCUGUCAUGAAAACUACCAGGAAUAAGCCUUAUUAAACAAUCUAAUAAUAUUAAAAAUGAAUUUAUACCUGUAUGACGUUUUUGAUGGGCUGUCACUUGGGCCCUGCAUGGGCAACCCAAGUUGGGCCCAUAGAAUUUUGUCCAUCAGCUCCACACAGGCCCCAUGUGUGUUAGCCCAUAGGGGCACAUGAUGGGUCCAAAGUGGGCUCUAAGUGGGGCUCAUUUGUGCGUUCAUUAUAGGGGCCCACAUGGGUCACAUAUGGGUUCUAGUAAAUGGGGCCAAUGUGGGCCACAUACAGAAACCUUACAGGGCCCAGAAGGGUGAUAACACUGGACCCACAAAUGGCCCCUCUAUGGGGUUUUUGUGGGACCACAGUGGGUGAGAACUGGGGCCCAUUUAUAUUUCUUUUUUAUUCCUGUAGGUGAAAUUAAUGUGCUUUAAUGUGCUCAUUUGCAAAAGAAAGUUAUGUUUUAGUAAACCUGUACCUGACUUAAUAUAAUUUAAAUUACAUGAGAAAAUAUUUGUACUGUGAAUAAAAUGACUUUCAACUCAGAAUUUGUAAACCACCUUUUUAUUGAUCAUAAGAAGAAAAAUAAAAGUACAAUAAAACAGGAUAAGAGCAUUGAAAAUUCUUCAGUCCAUCACUCCUGGGUUGGGGCAGACCCAUCAGCUUCAUAUCUAAAGAACAAUAAUGAGAGAAAAAACUGAAAAGGCAAUUAUUAAAAAAUACUAAUCAUUAACAGGAGCACUCUCUUAAAAAGCAUGCAUGAUUAUGAUCAAGCCAUGCCAGUACUUUAUAUUUCUGUCCAAAUAACUAAACUGACACGUAAAGGGAUAUCUACUACUAAAAGGAAUAUGAACGAGUUAAAGUUCAAAAUGAUGUGCCUGAUAUAACAGAAGUAUGACUUUACAAAAGCACAUUACAAAAACAACACAACAUAAAUAUAAGAUGAUAAAUAAAGCGGCAUUUAACAACUUUAACAUUAUUGAAAUUAAUUUAACUUUCAAAAGCUGUUUUUAUUAUACAUUACAACUGUUAACUUUUAACUAUUUUUGAAUACAAAGUAAUGUGCAUGUGUAUUAUUAUUAUUUUUUUUUUUUUAUGUAUUCAUAUCUUGUACCAUGUGUGUGUGGAAAUUGCUGCGUUAUGACUGUGGAACUUUUGUGGAUGUUUAAAAUUGUGCAAAAUCAUCUCGCACCCUGCUGAGGCCCUGUUAUAAAACAUACAAACAGUAUUAUUUGAAUUUAACGAUGUUUAUUUUGAUAUGUGAUGAUAAUUACAUGUGCCCCUAUGGGCUAACACACAUGAGGCCUGUGUGGAGCCGAUGGGCAAAAUUCUAUGGGCCCCACUUGGGUUGCCCAUGCAGGGCCCAAGUGACAGCCCAUCAAAAACCCACAUGAGGCCCACAUGCAUGUUGGCUGGGUAGAUUUUAGAUUAUAAGAUUUUUUUUUUAAAUUAUAUAUAUAUAUAUAUAUA